GGGCGAUGGAGGCCCCAAGGACAUUAGCGCCCGAGCCGUCCGCCCGAUCGCUUCCCUGGGUGCGAGGGGUCCUUUUGAAGCUGUGGCUGUGUGAACUCUGGCUACUACUACUGGAUUCCGGUGUGAACGCGAAACUUUUGCCUCACGAAGAGGAAGUAUAUUUUAUCAAUGAGUACGUGAACCUCCACAAUGAGCUCCGGGGCAACGUCAUCCCCCGAGGGUCUGACUUGCGCUUCAUGACUUGGGAUGUAGCUUUGUCACGGACUGCUAGAGCAUGGGGGAAAAAGUGUUCACGUGAGCAUAAUCCUCAUUUAAAAGAACAAAGCAUGGCCCAUCCUAAAUUUAAUGGUAUUGGUGAAAAUAUAUGGAUUGGUCUUGAAAAUGAAUUUACUGCAAGUAUUGCUAUCAGAAGUUGGUAUAAAGAGAACAAAAGGUACCAUAUUGAAAAUGACAGUUGCUCUAGUGACUGUUCUCAUUAUAAACAGCUUGUUUGGAACACAUCUUACAAAAUUGGUUGUGCUGUUACUCCAUGUGCAAGAGUUGGAAAUAUUAGACAUGCAGCAGUUUUCAUUUGCAACUAUGCACCAGGAGGAUCUCUGUCGAGAAGGCCUUAUACACCAGGAAUAGUUUGUGCUCAAUGUAGCAGAUAUGACAGAUGCACAGAUUUUCUAUGCAGUAAUGCAGAUCGUGACGAAGCCGUAUAUUACCAAUUUUGGUAUCCAAGAUGGGAAGUUCCCCGGCCAAUUGUGUGUGACCCACUGUGCUUAUUGGUCUUCUUUCUGAGAACGCUAUGUUUCUCAGUAUGUGUCACAAUUGUUUUGAUAAUACAGUCUCGGUUUCCAAACAUAUUGUUGGAGGAAGAGAUACUAUUUGCUUCCGAAGUAGUUGAAGAAAAGCCAGAAAAGGUAGAAGGAAGGGAAGAGGGGAUAAAGGAAGAGAAGAUGAAAAUGGAGGAAGAGGACAAGGGAAAGAAGGAAGAGGAAGUGGAGGAAGUGGAGGAAGAGGAAGAAAUGGAGGAAGAGGAGCAGGAAGAGGAGGAGGGGGAGGCAGAGGAAGGGGAGGGGUAAGAUUUACCUCCAUGAUAGGACAAAAGUAUAAUACAAAAAAAAAAAAAAAAGGUGGGCAA
Hyaena hyaena (striped hyena) is the source of this 1126-nucleotide messenger RNA. It is a transcript of the gene GLIPR1L2, whose product is annotated as GLIPR1 like 2. Lineage: Eukaryota; Metazoa; Chordata; Mammalia; Carnivora; Hyaenidae. The record is from RefSeq and is a predicted model, not a curated record. The transcript has 6 exons. The coding region runs from base 6 to 1067 and encodes 353 amino acids.